This is a messenger RNA of Anopheles stephensi (Asian malaria mosquito), 2967 nucleotides long. RefSeq names its product protein scarlet-like. NCBI's taxonomy places the organism in Eukaryota, Metazoa, Arthropoda, Insecta, Diptera, Culicidae. The record is from RefSeq and is a predicted model, not a curated record. The coding region runs from base 752 to 2839 and encodes 695 amino acids. The transcript has 7 exons. Gene Ontology annotation, molecular function: ATP binding; ATP hydrolysis activity; ABC-type transporter activity. Gene Ontology annotation, cellular component: plasma membrane.
AGAAAGCAGAAACUGAAUAUUUCGGUGGCGGUGACUGAUAAGCCGGUGUCGGUGUCGGUUGGCAGGAUGUGGAGUAGUACUCCUGUGGUGUGGGCACCAGCAGUCUGCGUCUAACAUCCAAACAGGCAAGAGGCUUACGGCCAGACAUGCAACAGCAGACCAGUGCCGCUGGAGCUGGUUCGUUUUGACGCUUCAAAUUGCAACUUGAGUGAGAAAGUGCGCGAGCAGCAGAUCCAGAAGAAGAGACGGAACCAUCCGCAACUCUAUCUCUAUUUUUAGUGGAUAUUUGCAAACAAAAAUGGACGAUCGUGUGACGCUUUGUGGCGCGGAAGGGUGUUCGAUUGGUUGCAGUUCAAUGAACUAAUAAAGGCGUGACACAUACCGCCCAAACGCACGUGUGCCGAGCCCGCUGUGUGCCACGAGGCGAAAGAAAAUGCACUUAGUAUCUUAGUACAAUCGUGAUUUGUUGACGGGACUGUGGUUUGUUGAGAUCGAAUUUGUGUGCUGCCGAUAGCCUGCGACGCCUUGCAAGCACAGUAUCAGGUAUUGUGUGACUGAUCCUCGUGUGUGUAUGCGUGUGUGAGAGAGAGUGUGCACUUGGUCGUGUUUUCCGACCAAGAACAUCCAGCGAAAGCCGACUUUACUUCAACUGGCAACCCGUAAUGGUUGCCAAGCGCGAUUCUUCAUCUAAAUAAGUGAUCGUUUUGUGAUAAGCAGCCAUCGUUUUUCGAUUCGUCAGUUUUGCAAACGUAUGUUUUGCUGCAGCGUUCGAAAUAUUGGCCGAAUCAGUCGUGUGGUUUGUGGUCCGUCGUGCCUUAGAAAGAGGGCGUUAGAGAUCAGGGGUCGCCAAAGUAGAAGGUUUGUGAAUCAUUUUGGUGUGCGAGAAGCUAGAGCAUCGGCAAGUGUAAUGUCUACGUGGGAAACGAUCGCCAAUGAGAGCUGGGCCGUUGUUGAUAACCUUGACGGCAUGCCACCGGUUGCCGGCCGGAGCAGCACGGAUGUUACGCUAAUGUGGCAAAACUUGACCAUAACGCCCGUGCGAAGUACGCCAUCGUCUGGCGGCGGUGGACAACUUCCGGUGCUGAACGACAUCAGCGGUACGCUGCAGCCGGGAACGCUCGUGGCCUUGAUGGGACCUAGCGGAGCGGGCAAGACGACGCUGAUGUCCGCCCUGGCAUAUCGGAUGAGUGAUAAAAUGACCAUUACCGGAGACAUUCGCGUCAACGGAUGCCCGAUCGGACCGUUCAUGUACAACAUCAGUGGCUACAUCUACCAGGACGAGCUGCUGCCGGACUCGAUCACCGUGCAGGAGCAUCUGCAGCUGAUGGCCCAUCUGAAGCUCGGCAAGCGCGUAUCGGCCGACCGGAAGCGCACCAUGAUCGCGGACAUACUCUCCAAGACCGGACUGGAACGGUGCGCCAACACCAAGAUAGCGAACGCAUCGGGCAUAGGCAAAACGUUAUCGGGAGGCGAGAAGAAGCGCCUCGCAUUUGCGGUGGAGCUGCUGUCCAAACCAAAGUUCCUGUUCUGCGACGAACCAACGACCGGGCUGGAUUCGUACAGUGCACGGCAGCUGGUGGAGAUGAUGAAAUCGUUGACGCGUGCCGGCACAACCGUACUGUGCAGCAUCCAUCAGCCGGCCGAAAAGCUGCUGUACGAGUUCGACAGUCUCAUCCUGCUGACCGGUGGACAGACCGGGUUUAUCGGAUCGCCGCACGAAGCGGUACAGUUCUUCCGGUUGCAGGGUUUGGAGUGUGAGCAUGGCUACAAUACGGCCGACUUUCUCAUCAAGGUGCUUUCGAGCACGACCACCGCCAAAACUACCAAGGGCAAUCAGUUCACGACGGGAGCGAUCUGUCCGAAGACCAUAUGCAACAACUACAUCGCGAGCGAGGCUGCCAGACGCCAGGAGGCGUUGAUCAGUGCGGAACUGUACAGCACGGCCGUGGACGGAAGGGAUGAAGCGUUCCGGAAGCAGCUCACCAAGGCUCGUGAUCGCUGCUGGUUCUACACACUGUACUGGCUCAUGUACCGUCACGUGCUUCAGGCUCACCGGAAUCCAAACUUGCAGUAUUUCAAAAUUGCUCAACGAAUAGCUAUCGCCGUACUGGUCGGACUCUGCUUUUCGGACGCAAUCGAACUAUCGCAACGGGGCGUGCAGGCGAUGCAGGGCGUCAUCUUUCUGAUCGUCUCGGAGAACACGUUCCUGCCGAUGUACGCCGCUCUGUCGAUGUUUCCCGACAGUUUCCCACUGUUCCAGCGCGAGAAGAAGGCUAACCUUUACAGCACGGCGCAGUUCUACAUCUCGAGCAUCCUUUCCAUGAGCCCAUUCGUCCUGCUGGAGACCUGCGCAUUCAUCCUGAUCGUGUACUUCCUCGCAAACCUAAGACCAACGCUGCUCGGCCUGAUCGUCACCGUCGCCGUGUCCGUGUUGGUGAUGAACGUGUCGAUCGCUUGCGGCUGCUUCUUCUCCACGCUGUUCCCGACGGUCGCAUCCGCCAUGUCGUACUUGGUGCCGUUCGAUUACAUUCUGAUGAUCACGUCCGGAAUUUUUAUCAAAAUCUGGUCCAUGCCCAUCUACUUGCGCUGGAUGCCGUUCAUUUCCUGGAUGAUGUUCGCCAGUGAAGCAAUCUCGAUUGCCCAAUGGGACGGGGUAAAGAAUAUUGAAUGUUCCAACAUUAUUCCGAGCAUCUGUCUGCAUAACGGCGAGCAAGUGUUGGAUCAAUAUUCGUUCAGCAGCAAACAUCUACGGACGGACUUUCUGGUGCUCGUGGGGCAAUACUUUAUUUAUCAUGUCCUGGCAAUGCUGUGCCUGGCCAGGCGGGUGUCCCGCAAUUAAAAGCAAUGGAUGGUGUGUCUGCCUUCUGGUUGUUGUUAUCGAACAUACAAGCUUAUUGCAUUUUUAUGUCAUCUUCGUAUUACGUACCGUUAACUGUGGUUAGAAUAAAACAAACCAUACACUCAGUA